AUGGCAUCCAGUUCGUUGAUCGGCCGGGGGAUCUACCCGCAACUGCGUCCGGCGUUCGAAUCUCGUCAAGACAUCAAUCCCACCCUGAUGAUGAGCUGGUGGGCCACGGCCCUGUCACUGGUGAUCAUCUUUGUCCGACUCUGCGGCCGUUAUAUUCGCAUCGAGCGCUUCUUCCCCGAGGACAAGGUUGUGAUGUGGAGUGUGAUUCCACUGGUCCUGCGGAUGGUGAUUGUGCACUUUGUACUGGUGCUGGGAACCAACAACACGCAAACGGUCGGAUUGACUCCCGCUCAAGUCCGGGAUCGGAUGCUGGGGAGCAAGCUGGUGCUGGUGGCGCGCAUCUUCUACGCAGUCUAUAUCUGGACGGCCAAGCUCACCGUCUGCGAGUUCUUCAAACGAGUCACGGGCAUGGUCUGGCGCCGAUCGGUGGCCUAUUUCCUGCGCUUCAUCCACUUCUUUCUGGCGUCCACACUGGUUGCCGUGGUCAUCGCCACUUUGGCCGAGUGUCAUCCCUUCAAUCAUUACUGGCAGGUCAUCCCCGACCCGGGGCCACGCUGUCGAAGCGGAUAUGCGCAGCUCAUCACCAUGGGUGCCUGUGACGUCGUCACGGAUCUCUUGCUUGUCGCAUUCCCCGUCCCCAUCAUCUUGAUGGCCCAGAUCCCCAUCAAACGCAAGCUUGCCCUCGUGACCCUAUUCUGCCUCUCCUUUAUCCUCGUCGGGAUCACUUGUUUUCGAGUCCCCUCCGUCAUCUGGCGCCGGGGGGCGCAACCCUACCGAUCUCUGGUCGCAUCGCUGGAAAUCCUCGCCGCAACUGCCGUCUCCAAUCUGGUCGUAAUCGGUUCCUUUGUUCGAGAUCGCGGCGUGAAGAAGCUCAAGUACAAGCCCACGCAGGGCUCCGCCUCCGUGACCGAGAGUCUCGACCACAGCUACGUCCGUCGACAGACCGUCAUGCAGCACCAAUGGGGCAGUGACUGCGAUCUCGCUGGCGAUCUCGGCAUCCGACUCGACCCCAAACUCUACUCCUCCGCCCCCGGCAUGUCCAUCCCCCCUGGUCCUUCACCCAAAGCCACGGUUUCAGACGACGACCGGAUCUCCUCCGCCGAUAGCUUCGACAUCAAAGCCAGCCCGCGCGAGUACCUUCCGACGAGCGAGUCUCCGCGCGACACCCGACUCCCUUCUCCCGACUUCACCCCCUUCUCCCAUCGUGUCUCGUUCUUCGACGUGGGAGGACUGCUCAAUCGAGAAUCGCCUCUGCAGACCCCGUCUCGACCUCCCCUCCUCACUCGACAUACCAUCGCCCCCUCAACCACGACCGCUCCGGUAGCACCGACUCGCCACCGGCGAGGAAGCAGAGCCUUUCUGGAAGACCUUGGAGUAGUCCAACCUCGUACCACGGCCACACCACCGGUCUCAGCACGUCUUUCCUGCCCCCCGUCUCUUCGCACUAUGUCUCCAUCCGAAUUGCUAUCACAUUCUCCCCGGCCGCACCAAUCUUCACGAGACACUGCACCUGAUCUGGAGGUUGAGCUCCAGGACGUCGGUGGGUUACUCUCGAGGAGUACCUACCGAGGAUGA
Penicillium oxalicum is the source of this 1575-nucleotide messenger RNA. RefSeq names its product putative integral membrane protein Pth11-like. Bases 1 to 1575 code for a protein of 524 amino acids. NCBI's taxonomy places the organism in Eukaryota, Fungi, Ascomycota, Eurotiomycetes, Eurotiales, Aspergillaceae. The transcript is spliced from 3 exons. The record is from RefSeq and is a predicted model, not a curated record.